Rhinichthys klamathensis goyatoka is the source of this 1126-nucleotide messenger RNA. It is a transcript of the gene slc35b4, whose product is annotated as solute carrier family 35 member B4. Gene Ontology annotation, biological process: transmembrane transport. The transcript has 10 exons. Gene Ontology annotation, molecular function: UDP-xylose transmembrane transporter activity; UDP-N-acetylglucosamine transmembrane transporter activity. The coding region runs from base 123 to 1118 and encodes 331 amino acids. The record is from RefSeq and is a predicted model, not a curated record. Gene Ontology annotation, cellular component: endoplasmic reticulum membrane; Golgi membrane. Lineage: Eukaryota; Metazoa; Chordata; Actinopteri; Cypriniformes; Leuciscidae.
CAGGAGGCGUGUUCAUUGAAGUGCAGGAACAUUUACAAAUGUAUUAUUCACAAUGCCAACAUCCGGAUUAGUGUAAAGCUGAAAUAACUGCUGAAAUAAUUGUUUCAUUUUAGCCUUUAACAAUGAAUACGCUGUUAGCGACUAGUUUGGUGUUUGUUGGUUGCUGCAGCAAUGUUGUGUUUUUGGAACUUUUGGUUAGGGAUUUCCCAGGAUGUGGAAAUAUUGUCACAUUUGCCCAGUUUGCCUUCAUUGCACUGGAGGGGUUCAUCUUCGAGACAAACUUUGGACGCAAAAAGCCACAAAUACCCCUCAGUAACUAUGUGAUCAUGGUGACUAUGUUCUUUACCGCCAGCGUUAUCAAUAACUACGCCCUGAACUUUAACAUCGCCAUGCCACUGCAUAUGAUCUUCAGAUCAGGAUCUUUAAUAGCAAACAUGAUUCUCGGUAUUGUCAUCUUGAAGAAAAGAUAUUCGAUGAGUAAAUAUCUCUCCAUCGCUCUGGUGUCUCUGGGCAUUUUCAUCUGCACUAUUAUGUCGGCUAAACAAGUGAGUGUUAAGAAAGGGGCCACAGAGGAAGAUGGUGUUCAUGCCUUCAUGCAUUGGCUUCUGGGUAUCGCCAUGCUGACGUUCGCCUUGCUGAUGUCUGCAAGAAUGGGGAUUUUCCAAGAAACUCUGUACAAGAAGUAUGGAAAACACUCCAAGGAGGCGCUGUUCUACAAUCACUGUCUGCCGUUACCAGGGUUCCUCCUGCUGUCAACGGACAUCUACAAACACGCCGUGCUCUUCAGCCAGAGCUCUCCAGUGGAAAUCCCUGUGAUUGGUCAGUCUAUGCCAGUCAUGUGGUUUUACCUGCUGAUGAACGUCAUCACACAAUAUGUGUGUAUCCGCGGCGUCUUCAUCCUGACUACAGAGUGCGCCUCGCUCACGGUCACACUGGUGGUGACACUGCGCAAGUUUCUGAGCCUCAUUAUUUCCAUCCUGUACUUCCGUAAUCCCUUCACAACCUGGCAUUGGGUGGGAACGGCCGUGGUGUUCCUGGGAACGUUGCUCUACACGGAAGUGUGGUCCAGCGUUCGUGUGGGAAUGAAAGGAGAGAAAGCCCACAAGAAGGCAGAGUAAACUGUACA